AUGCCUAAGACUAAAGCUCCUCCUCCAGCCUCGGCCCCAUCCUUGGAUGGCGUCGCCGUCACUUUUGCCUCUUUCUUUACCAACGCUCACCCCGCUUUUGCUACCAAGAACAUUGCAUCAAUGAAGGCUGACAUUGCAAACUGUGGAGGCAUUUACACUACGAAGUUGGAAAGUGCCACUCACAUUGUUGCAACCUUGGCUCAGGUUCAGAAGAAUCUAAAUCGCAUCAAGGAGGCUCUUCAGAACCCUCAGUUGAUCAUCGUCAGUUACGAUUGGCUGGCUGACUCUUUGGCCUCGAAUUCACCUGUCGACGUCAAUGGUUAUCUGCUUGGCCCUUCUCCAGCCAAUUCCAACGGUGGCAAUGCUGUGAGUGAUAACGACGAGAAACAAAAGAAGCCCUCCAAGCGUACACGACAAGACGUGGACGAUGACGAAGAUUUGGUUACAACGAAAAUGGUAAAGCCAUCUUCAAAAGGUGCCAGAGAUGAUCAAAAGAAAACCGUACCAGCUUCCAAGGCUAACAAACCCAAAAUUCCUGUGGACGAGCAUUGUAAUAAUUCAGCGGCGUACAACGUGUAUGUCGAUGACGACGGCACAGCUUGGAACGCUACUUUGAAUAUGUCCGACUCGAUUGCCAACAACAACAAGUUCUACAGAAUCCAACUUCUGGUCAACAAGUUCGAUGAAUACUUCACCUGGACACGAUGGGGUCGCGUUGGUGACAAGGGCCAAUCAAAGAUGCUGGGCAAUGGCUCACUCGAUGUUGCAAUCACUGAAUUCAAGAAAAAGUUCAAGGACAAGCAUGGUAAUACCUGGGAAGAUCGGGAGGGUCCGCAGAAGCCGAAUAAAUACACUUUGAUCGAAAUCAACUAUGAAGACUCUGACAAUGAAGACGGCCUCCAGAGCCAGCAAUCAACGCCAAAGAGAGAGUAUCCCGACCACGAGCCGGUCAGAGUUAAGAGUCAGCUUGCACCAAGUGUCCAACGUCUGAUGGAGCUCAUCUUUAAUCUUCAGCUCUUCGAUAAUACGAUGGCCUCGUUCAACUAUGAUGCCAACAAGAUGCCAUUGGGCAAAUUGAGCAAGAAGACAGUUCUGAGAGCAUAUGAAGUUCUGAAGGAACUGACAUCUCUUGUUGCAGAUCGUAACCUUAUGACUGGCUUAGGACUCCAUUAUGAUCAAGCAAUUGCAGACAGAAGCAACCAGUACUUCUCACUUGUGCCACACGCCGUCGGUCGCCGGUCUGUCCCUCUCCUCCAAGACAUGGGUUCCAUUAAGAGAGAAAUCCAACUCUUGGAGACCUUGACAGACAUGCAAUUGGCGAAUGAGAUCAUGAACUCUGCAAAAGUUGAUAAGUACAAGCAACAAGAGCAUAUGAACAUUCUGGACCGACAAUAUAUGGGGCUCGGCAUGCAAGAGAUGACUCCACUGGAUAUCACCAGUCAAGAGUACAGAGAGAUCCACGAUUACUUAAAGAACUCAAAAGGCGGCACGCAUGGGGUCACUUAUCAAGUCCAAGACAUUUUCCGCAUCGAACGCAACGGCGAAUCCGAUCGUCUCAACAAGUCACCAUAUGCGAACUUGGGUGCAAAGAGUGAUCGUCGCUUGCUUUGGCAUGGAUCUCGUUGCAGCAAUUUCGGUGGUAUCCUCAGCCAAGGCUUGCGAAUUGCACCGCCAGAAGCUCCUGUUUCGGGCUACAUGUUUGGCAAAGGCGUCUAUCUCGCAGAUAUGAGCAGCAAGAGUGCAGGUUACUGUGCAUCACAUUCAAGUGGAGGGACUGGUCUUUUGCUUCUCUGUGAAGCCGAGCUGGGAAAACCACCACUGAAACUAACCAACGCGGACUACAAUGCAGGCGAUCGUGCCAAAGCGAACAACAGUAUCUCGACCUGGGGCGUAGGCCAAACUGCUCCCAAAGGCUGGAAAGAUGCCUCUUGUAUUAACACGAAUCUCAAGGGUGUCUUGAUGCCUGAUGUCCUCAGUCAGCCUCCAGGCCCAUCAAACGAGGCAAGCGCUUAUCUGUUGUACAACGAGUACAUUGUCUAUGACGUGGCACAGAUCAAGCUCCGUUACCUUUUGAGGGUAUCAAUGACUUGA
Messenger RNA from Rhinocladiella mackenziei CBS 650.93, 2091 nucleotides. RefSeq lists its product as uncharacterized. The transcript is spliced from 2 exons. The record is from RefSeq and is a predicted model, not a curated record. Gene Ontology annotation, molecular function: NAD+ poly-ADP-ribosyltransferase activity. Bases 1 to 2091 code for a protein of 696 amino acids. Lineage: Eukaryota; Fungi; Ascomycota; Eurotiomycetes; Chaetothyriales; Herpotrichiellaceae.